AUGUCGCAAGAACGUUCUGCUUUCCAAACCGAGGUUGCUCAAGUUGAGCUCUGGUGGAAGAACCCACGAUUCGCAAGAGUCAAGCGGCCCUAUACCGCUGCGCAGGUCGUAUCGAAGCGGGGAACGAUUCCUAUCCAGUACCCGUCCAACGUUCAGGGAAAGAAGUUGUGGGCUCUGCUCGCGCAGCAUGCUAAGAAGGGGACACCAUCGCAUACCUAUGGCGCCCUUGACACCGUUCAAGUGACCCAGAUGGCCAAGUACCUUGAGACCGUGUACGUGUCGGGAUGGCAAUGCUCCAGCACGGCAUCGUCUACGAACGAGCCUGGACCCGAUCUUGCUGACUACCCCUCCAACACUGUUCCCAACAAGGUUGAGCAGCUAUUCAUGGCUCAGCUUUUCCACGAUCGCAAGCAACGCGAAGCCCGAUCUGCCCUGAACGAUGAGCAACUCCGGGAAACUCCUUACGUCGAUUAUUUGCGCCCCAUCGUGGCUGAUGCCGAUACUGGCCAUGGUGGCUUGACUGCCAUCAUGAAGUUGGCUAAGAUGUUUGUUGAGAAGGGCGCGGCCGGUAUCCAUGUCGAGGAUCAGGCACCCGGCACUAAAAAGUGCGGCCACAUGGCUGGCAAGGUCCUCGUUCCCAUUCAGGAACACAUUAAUCGUCUGACUGCCAUCCGUUUGCAAUACGACAUCAUGGGUGUCGAGAACCUUGUCAUUGCCCGCACCGAUUCGGAGGCCGCUACCCUCAUCACUUCCAACAUUGACGAACGCGACCACGCUUUCAUCCUCGGCAGCACCAACCCUGAUAUCGGCCCUCUGGCCACUGUGAUGCUUGACGCUGAGCGACACGGCAAAUCUGGCGAUGAACUCCAAGCUAUCGAGGAUCAAUGGAUAGUCGCUGCCAGACUCCAGCGUUUCACUGACACUAUUGGACAUCAGCUCCGCGCUGAGGGCCAUGGCAUCAGGGAAAUCUCCCAAUUCCAGUCUCGUGCCGCUCAUGUCGCCCAUUACCAGGCCAUUGCGAUCGCGAAGGCUGAGUUCGGUCUGAAGACUGUUCCUUAUUGGGACUGGGACGCCCCCCGAACCCGUGAAGGCUACUACCGUUACCAGGGCGGCACCGAAUGUGCUAUUCACCGCGCCAUCGCAUUCGGCCCCUACGCCGACCUCUUGUGGAUGGAGACCAAGAAGCCCAUCCUUGCCCAGGCUAAGGAGUUCGCGGAUCAGGUUCACCACGCUCUUCCCGGUCACUGGCUCGCAUACAACCUGUCUCCUUCCUUCAACUGGGAUGCCGCUGGCAUGGGGGAAGCGGAGAUGGAGGCCUUCAUCUGGGAGCUCGGCAAACUUGGCUUCGUUUGGCAGUUCAUUACCCUUGGUGGAUUGCACUCGAACGCGUACAUCUCUGACUUCUUCGCGAAGAAUUACGCCAAGGCUGGCAUGAAGUCCUACGUUGAGCUCGUUCAACGAAAGGAGCGCGCUCUGGGCACUGAUGUCCUCACUCAUCAACGCUGGAGUGGUGCCGACUACGCUGACAACUUGAUCAAAACCGUUACUGGAGGUGUUUCUUCGACGUCUGCCAUGGGCAAGGGUGUCACGGAAUCCCAGUUCUCUGCGAAGCUCUAA
Messenger RNA from Pleurotus ostreatus (oyster mushroom), 1617 nucleotides. RefSeq names its product isocitrate lyase 1 (gene ICL1). Gene Ontology annotation, biological process: carboxylic acid metabolic process. The coding region runs from base 1 to 1617 and encodes 538 amino acids. Lineage: Eukaryota; Fungi; Basidiomycota; Agaricomycetes; Agaricales; Pleurotaceae. The record is from RefSeq and is a predicted model, not a curated record. Gene Ontology annotation, molecular function: isocitrate lyase activity. The transcript is spliced from 6 exons.